Molecule: messenger RNA, 10154 nt
Organism: Symphalangus syndactylus (siamang)
Lineage: Eukaryota; Metazoa; Chordata; Mammalia; Primates; Hylobatidae
Gene: ZKSCAN1
Product: zinc finger with KRAB and SCAN domains 1
Biological process (GO): regulation of transcription by RNA polymerase II
Molecular function (GO): DNA-binding transcription factor activity, RNA polymerase II-specific; RNA polymerase II cis-regulatory region sequence-specific DNA binding
Source: RefSeq, a predicted model, not a curated record
GCCAUUCUCCUGCCUCAGCCUCCCUUGUAGCUGGGACUACAGGCGCCUGCCACCUCGCCCGGCUAAUUUUUUGUAUUUUUAGUAGAGACGGGGUUUCACCGUGUUAGCCAGGAUAGUCUCGAUCUCCUGACCUUGUGAUCCGCCCGCCUCGGCCUCCCAAAGUGCUGGGAUUACAGGCGUGAGCCACCGCGCCCGGCCCUGAAAUCGAACUUUCACAUGGACGUGUCUGAGCUGGAGAGUCUGUUUGAGUUUGAGUAGGGGAAAGCCUGAAACCCCCCACCACCCGCUCCCGUUAGUCCCCGCAUUAACUAGGGGCGAACAGGGACCGGAUCCUCCAAGCUGGAGGCUUGAAAACUCAAGGGCAGGCGCCUGGUCCAGCGAUUCGGAAACAGAGAUGCAAAGUCCUCCCGCGCUCCUAGAGAGGACCCGGAAGCGCGGCGCGGUCCCGGAAGACGAGGUGCUGACACACUUCCGGCCUUUGUGACUCAUUGUGUCUGUGUCGAGGCGUCGGGAGGGCCUAAGUCCGUGUGCGGUGCCCUUCGGCCGGCCUGAGCCCCAGAGUCAGCUCCCCUUUCUCGCCCAGCGCCCCCAGGCCGCUCCCGGGGCUCACGGAAUAGUACAGAAACAUAUCAUAAAACCUCCCAGGACAUAAAGGUGAGCAUAGACCCUGUUUGCAUCAAGUCAGUUCCUGGAGCCUGAAUGAUGACUGCUGAAUCACGGGAAGCCACAGGUCUGUCCCCGCAGGCUGCACAGGAGAAGGAUGGUAUCGUAAUAGUGAAGGUGGAAGAGGAAGAUGAGGAAGACCACAUGUGGGGGCAGGAUUCCAGUCUACAGGACACGCCUCCUCCAGACCCAGAGAUAUUCCGCCAACGCUUCAGGCGCUUCUGUUACCAGAACACUUUUGGGCCCCGAGAGGCUCUCAGUCGGCUGAAGGAACUUUGUCAUCAGUGGCUGCGGCCAGAAAUAAACACCAAGGAGCAGAUCGUGGAGCUGCUGGUGCUAGAGCAGUUUCUUUCCAUCCUGCCCAAGGAGCUCCAGGUCUGGCUGCAGGAAUACCGCCCCGAUAGUGGAGAGGAGGCCGUGACCCUUCUAGAAGACUUGGAGCUUGAUUUAUCAGGACAACAGGUCCCAGGUCAAGUUCAUGGACCUGAGAUGCUCGCAAGGGGGAUGGUGCCUCUGGAUCCAGUUCAGGAGUCCUCGAGCUUUGACCUUCAUCACGAGGCCACCCAGUCCCACUUCAAACAUUCAUCUCGGAAACCCCGCCUCUUACAGUCACGAGCUCUUCCUGCUGCCCACAUUCCUGCACCCCCUCAUGAGGGUAGUCCCAGAGACCAGGCGAUGGCAUCUGCGCUAUUCACAGCGGAUUCCCAGGCAAUGGUGAAGAUCGAGGACAUGGCUGUGUCCCUCAUUCUGGAGGAAUGGGGAUGUCAGAAUCUGGCUCGGAGGAAUCUCAGUAGGGACAACAGGCAGGAGAAUUAUGGGAGCGCAUUUCCCCAGGGUGGUGAAAACGGAAAUGAGAACGAGGAGUCAACCUCAAAGGCUGAAACCACGGAAGAUUCGGCAUCAUGCGGGGAGACAGCAGGAAGAUUCCAGAAAGAGUUUGGAGAGAAACGUGACCAGGAGGGCAAAACAGGAGAAAGACAGCAGAAAAACCCUGAGGAGAAAACCGGGAAAGAGAAGAGAGAUUCAGGGCCAGCUACAGGAAAGGACAAAAAAACCACCACAGGAGAGAGAGGUCCAAGGGAGAAGGGGAAAGGAUUGGGAAGAAGCUUCAGUCUGAGCUCCAACUUCACCACCCCUGAAGAAGUUCCCACGGGAACAAAGUCUCACAGAUGUGAUGAAUGUGGUAAAUGCUUCACGAGAAGUUCAAGCCUUAUCCGCCAUAAAAUAAUCCACACUGGAGAAAAGCCCUAUGAAUGUAGUGAGUGUGGGAAAGCCUUCAGUCUUAACUCCAACCUUGUCCUGCAUCAGAGGAUCCACACAGGAGAGAAGCCUCAUGAAUGUAACGAGUGUGGCAAGGCCUUCAGCCACAGUUCCAAUCUCAUCCUCCAUCAGCGCAUCCACUCUGGAGAGAAACCUUAUGAAUGUAACGAGUGUGGGAAGGCCUUCAGCCAGAGCUCAGACCUCACCAAGCAUCAGAGAAUUCACACGGGGGAGAAACCCUAUGAAUGUAGUGAAUGUGGAAAAGCUUUCAACCGAAACUCAUACCUGAUUUUGCAUCGGAGAAUUCACACUCGAGAAAAGCCCUACAAGUGCACUAAGUGUGGCAAGGCCUUCACCCGCAGCUCCACCCUCACUCUGCAUCACAGAAUCCAUGCCAGAGAGAGAGCCUCUGAGUAUAGCCCAGCCUCCCUUGAUGCAUUUGGCGCGUUCCUGAAAAGUUGUGUGUAAAGGAAGAAUUUGCCAUCAAGCCAUUUCCACCUUUUGUUUCUAAAAUUAUUUCAGAGAUGUGUGCCCCUGGAGGGAGAAAGAAAUACAGCCUCAACGGAUUAAAAAACAAAAAUCACACUUAAGGAUCCUUCUAGUCAUAUCAGCAGUGUUCUGCCUUUAUGUAGUAGUUGGGCAUUUAAUCCUUCCACACAGCCCCUGCAGGGAAAAGCUUAUGGAUAAUCCACGUGAGAUUUCCACAGAAGAUAAAAGCACAUGCAUAGUGAAAUGUCAAGCUUUUCAGUAAGGAGGAUACCUUUAAGGCACUCUUGGACUCUCGGCAACCACAACAUAAUAGUUAAAAGAUCAAGAUUGGCUCCACGAACGUAUUACAGAGGUUCGGAUGCUACUUGCUGCAAACAAGCCCUACUUUGGCCAACAUCCUGCUUAUUUCUCAAAAAAGAGGGACAGUGAAAACAAAAACGACAUUGGGACAUGCUGCUCAAGCUAGUUAUAUAUACGAUAAGUUAUAUAUACGAUCACUGGUAGCCUACCAAAGCUGUAGAAAUCUAGGACUGUGCUAAUCAGUAUCAAACCAAAGAUUUCUAUCUCUUCCCGAAAGAGGGUAUGUGCACCAGUCUACAGUUCCAAAGGACUGCAAUAAAUGUAGAUGGUUCUAUCCUCAUCUCUGAGAUCAGUUCUACUGAAAUGGCAACAACAACUCAAAAUACAUCUCUCCCUUCUUGAAAUCCCUAAAGCACUAUCGCACUCCUAAAUGCAUUUCUCCACAAGUUAGCACUUGAUUGUAUACUGUCUUUUUAAUCCUUCAUUGUUUCAUGUAUGAAGUUUUUAAUCACCCCCCAACCCCCAAAAAAGAUUCGGUUGUCAAGGGAUAUAUUUCUAUCCCUGCCAGCACAGUGCUGGACAUAGUAAGUACUGAACACCUAAGAGGCACUCAUUCAGGCUGACUUCUACAGGACUUCUACAUGUGUGAUAAAGGCCUGUGAAUCAUGAGUCCCUGAAAUAUGGUAGCCUGGCCCAGCUUCUAAAGAGGACCUUCGUAGCCACAAGGCAUGCUCAACCUCUAGGGUCUGAUGCUAUUUUUGUUCCAAAUAUAAAUGAAAGGCACUAGUCAGCCACCUGCAUAGACAUUCUAAACAGUGAGUAAAUACCAUGGAAUGUCAGAAAUGACUUUAUCAUCGUCAUCUUGAAGAAAAAUAUGAACACUGAUGAAGGUCUUUUUUUUUUUGACAUCUUUCUGUGGCGAAGCUCUUAGAAUUCUUUUCAGUUAGCUGCUGAACAGUAUGAUGAUUUGGGGAUUUUCUGAAUCAUUUGUAACUUAGAUACUGGAGUUCAGAAGAUGUGAUUUUUGUUGCUUUUCAGAAAAAGGAAUGUGGUAGGGAGUGUUUUUUCCCACGCUGUUCCAGUAACUUUGCAAAAGCAUUAGUUGUUCACUGGCAAUUACUAAAUGUAUUUUGUUGCUCUGAGAAACUCAGCAGUGUACUGAGAUGUGGCUGGCUGUGUCAUUGUCAUACUGCACAGUGACUUUUCUGCUUCUUAUCACUAAAGACUGAGGUGAGGUUAUGAAACUUUCACUGGUCCCAUCGUCUGUGUGUGGGGUGCAACUGGCUACCUAGAAGCUGAUGGCAGGAGACUUUCACACACAGGAGAUUGUGAGCUGUGUAAGUAGUCAUCGCCACUCAAGUAGGACAAGGGUCCUACCCAAGGCUAGGACAGCCCUGCGGAAACAGAAACAUAGAACAAACCUCAAGACUAUUAGUGUGACCUCCCCAUAACAAGAGAACCCCAUAUAUAGUUUGAGACUUUCCCUUGAGAAACGUAUACUAAAACUAUUACUCAUCAAUCAUUCACUGAUCAGCAGCUAAAGUCCAUGAGACCAAAUGGUUUUAUAUGGAACCAACAAAGUGGGAGCUAAAACUCUGCACAGUGGUCAUUCUUUGGCCUCUCCUUGGCUUUAUGACUUAAACCAACCACAGCUUCCCUAUAGCUUCUAAGCAGUUUCGUCAGCAUUACUUGGGAAAACAUGUUGCAAGUCAGCCAGUCACUAGGAUAUUUCUACCCAUGCAACGGAAGAAAAACCCAUGACUCCAGAAGAGUAUACCUAAGUAACUAGAGUGGAGGCAGAAAAUGUUUUAAGGAUUUUCUUCAAAGAAUAAGCCACAGCAAUGGUUUUGUAGAAAACUCCUGUGCUUUUGAGCAAGGACUUUUGCCCUCUAGAAAGCAACUGAGACCAGGCGCGGUGGCUCACGCCUGUAAUCCCAGCACUUUGGGAGGCCAAGGUGAGCGGAUCACCUGAGGUCAGGAGUUUUGAGACCAGCCUGGCCAACGUGGUAAAAUCCCGUCUCUACUAAAAAUAUAAAAAUUAGCCAGGCAUGAUGGUGGGCGCCUGUAAUCCCAGCUACUUGGGAGGCUGAGGCAGGAGAAUCACUUGAACCCAGGAGGCAGAGGUUGCAGUGAGCCAAGAUUGCGCCACUGCACUCCAGCCUGGGUGACGAGCAAAACUACAUCUCAAAAAAAAAAAAAAGAAAAGAAACUGAAAGUAAGAAAGUGAGGUGUGGAACUCCAGGCAACAACCCAAGCACUUAUUUUUCAAGAGGGAAAGGACUUUGGUCAUGUUUACAUUGGCCUUUGUUUUUUUUCUUUCAGCCACAACUACAUGCUGAUAUAAUUCAGCCAUCACUUUUGAGUUUUGUUUUUAAAUGAAGGUUAAAUGUGACCUGUGCCCUCACAUUUAAUUCCAUUUCAUGGGGACAUCUUGACUUUGUUGGAUGGCUGCCACUAGGGUUGCUUCGGAUCUUCAGCCACAUGCUCUCCUUGAAGCAGCUAUCUGAAGAUGUGUUUUCUGAAGAAAACAGGCUACAACUGUUUAUUAAAACCACUUGCAGUGCAUUCGUUUAUCAGAUGCUCAGUGCAAAGUGUAAUUGGGUCAUGGUCAAAAACGCUUGCAACAUCUAAUUGGCAUUCAAGAUAGUCAUUAAAAAGUUCUUGGCCCACUGAAGUCUGUUAACAGUUGAAACAUUCUACAGUUAACCAUUAGCAUGCUAGUUGUCCUAAUGGAAAUUUUUGAAGAGUUUUUCAAUAUAUACCCUACCCUUGCCAGGAAGAGAAGUAAAAUCCUCAGGUUGUGGGGUAUUUGUUUUUACUCCAGCCUGGCAGGCAAGGCUAAAACCUGAGAUUAUCGAUCUAUCAGACAAAUUGACAUGUAAAGCACUUAAUAUUAAAGGCAUAAAAGUGAAACUGCUAAAUAUGUGUAGAGAGAUUGACGUAUGAUACGUGGGACAGUUCACAUAGACAUCAGAGAAUUUAUUCCAGAAAGGAGCCUCCUGAAUGUGAUGAAUACGGCAAAGCCUUUAAUCACAUCUCAGCCCUUAGCACCAGAAAGCUUAUACUGUAAAUAAACUUGAUGAAUAUUAUAUGUGAGGAAAACUUUUAUGUAUAGCACUCAUUGCUUCAGACAGAAAAUGAAUUCUGUUGGUAUGUUCCAAUCAUGUGAUGAAUAUGAGAAACAUUGCAAGAGGGAGCUCAAUCUUGGCCGGGCACGGUGGCUCACGCCUUGUAAUCCCAGCACUUUGGGAGGCCGAGGCGGGCGGAUCACAAGGUCAACAGUUCAAGACCAGCCUGGCCAACAUGGUGAAACCCUGUCUCUAUUAAAAAUACAAAAAAAAAUUAGCUGGGCGCAGUGGUGCGCGCCUGUAGUCCCAGCUACUUGGGAGGCUGAGGCAGGAGAAUCGCUUGAACCUGGGAGGCGGAGGUUGCAGUGAGCCAAGAUCAUGCCACUGUGCUCCAGCCUGGGUGACAGAGCGAGAUUCCGUAUCAAAAAAAAAAAAGGGGGGGGAAGCUCAAUCUUAACUUCAGAGGAUCUACAGAUGGAAAAAAAAAGUGGGGAAAUGCUUUAAAAAAGUAGCAAAAUGUGCCACUUCUUACAAAAAUUGUUAAUAUUAGGUACUUCUUUAUAUUUUAUAUGACCAUAAUGUCCGUGUGUGUUUUGUACCCUCAGUCCCUUGUUAUUGUUCCGUGUAUUACCUGUAAGCAGAUUCUGUAUUUUAUUUUAGCCUAUUUGACAGAACACAUCACUCAAAAAUGGUGAAGUUUCGGAGCAAACAGUGAAGAAAUCAGUGUGGUUGUAGACAAAAAGUCGGUUCACAGAACGGAGCAGCGGGGAGAUGAAGGGAAAAGCUUCAUAGUUUGGUGCUUAUCACAUCAAGAGAUUGGUAAAUUUCUGAGGAAAGACAGGCUAAUGGGGCACUGAAAUGGAGCAACUCCUUUAAACAUGUGCAGCCUUGGCCAGGCGCGGUGGCUCACGCUUGUAAUCCCAGCACUUUGGGAGGCCGAGGUGGGCGGAUCACGAGGUCAGGAGAUCGAGACCACUGUGAAACCCCGUCUCUACUAAAAAUACAAAAAAUUAGCCGGGAAUGGUGGCGGGCGCCUGUAGUCCCAGCUACUCGGAGAGGCUGAGGCAGGAGAAUGGCGUGAACCCGGAAGGCGGAGCUUGCAGUGAGCCGAGAUUGCGCCACUGCACUCCAGCCUGGGCGACGGAACGAGACUCCGUCUCAAAAAAAAAAAAAAAAAAAGUGCAGCCUUUUGAAUUUUUCCUCAAAACCAAGAAGUUGACCUCUGAGCUGUCAGGUGACCACUGUGUGCAAAGGGGAUGGAUUCUCCAGUAGAGGGUCUUCUCCAUGAAGCGAGAGUAGGAAGUGUACUGGAAUGGCCAAGUGGGACUGCUUCAGCUGACCAGGUUCUCUUAAACCGUAAGUCAUGUUUUCCCACUAACUCUUAAAUCCUUAUGCUUAGAAAAUUGGGCAUAAGUCUGGGCACAGUAGCUCAGGCCUGUAAUCCCAGCACUUUGGGAGACCAAGGCGGGUGGAUCACAAGGUCAGGAGAUCGAGACCAUCCUGGCUAACAUGGUGAAACCCCGUCUCUACUAAAAAUACAAAAAAUUAGCUGGGCAUGGUGGCGGGCGCCUGUAGUCCCAGCUACUCGGGAGGCUGAGGCAGGAGAAUUGCUUGAACAUGGGAGGCGGAGGUUGCAGUGAGCCAAGAUGGCGCCACUGCACUCCAGCCUGGGCAACAGAGUGAGACUCCAUGUCAAAAAAAAAAAGUUGGGGAUAGGACUGGCUGGGCACGGUGGCUCACUCCUGUAAUCUCAGCACUUUGGGAGGCGGAGGCAGGCGGAUCACUUGAGGUCAGGAGUUUGAGACCAGCCUGGCCAACGUGGUGAAAGGUCUCUACUAAAAACACAAAAAUUAGCUGGGCAUGGUGGUGGGCGCCUGUAGUCCCAGCUACUCGGGAGGCUGAAGCAGGAGAAUCACCUGAAUCUGGGAGGCAGAGGUUGCAGUGACCCGAGAUUGCACCACUGCACUCCAGCCUGGGUGACAGAGUGAGACUCUCUGUCUCAAAAGAAAAAAAAAAAGAAAGAAAAUUGGGGAUAGGAGAACAGCAAGGUGAGCAUUUCCCGGAAUUGUGUGCAGAUGCAUCCAGUCGUGGCAUUGCAGGAAGUCUGUCUGAUGAAGCUUGAGAAGCAUUUUGCAAUAUUCCCUUUGGCUAUGUUCCUGUGUUCCUUGCUCCUACUUUUCUUUCCCUGGUUUGUGAUUAUUAGGAGAGAGGUUUUGCGAAGACUCGUUGCUGUGAAAGAAUCUUUUUUUAAUUUUUAUCCUAGAGUCAGUCACUUUUAUUCCAGGUAGUCAUGCUGAUCUACUUAUCCAAAGCCAGCUAACCAGGUUCAUCCUACCAUCCUCAUGGAAGACUUUGUGUAUGAAUUGGAGUAACAGUACUGAAAUACACUUAAACAGUCACAGCAGUACUUCCCGGAGUGGGGGCCAUAUUUCUCUGUGUCCUACUCUGAGCAACUUCUCAGAGAUAUGAGGGGGCUGGGGUUUUCCCAUCUGGGAAAUCGGGUGAAAGUCUGCAGAUUGUUAAAUGAAAUAUAGAAUCAGAGAAAAAGAAAAGUCAGUGAUAUAAAUAGAUCAUUUCGUAGAAAUUAGGGUAGAUUUUUAUUUCAACUACUGGAGAAUUUAAUAAAAGGCAUUAUUGUUUGAAAUGUUUUUCUAACAUAGAUUUAGGGUUUUUUUUUUAGAAUGGACACACUACUGUACAUUUAAAAGCAAUUAUUUUGCUAUUCAGAUUUUUUAUUAUCUGAAAAUGAAAUCAUCUGUUUUACUUUUCAAAGCUUUGUGAAACAAACUUGAAGUUAUAGGGAGGUAAGCCAUCUCCAACUCUGCAGGUCAAACAAAAGUUUGGGAAAUACUUUUGACAUCCCAGAAUCCAGAAUAUCUUAACAUGAGAACUGAAUUUCAUGAUUGUGUGGUUCCAUUUAAUAGCGGACACCACCCCAAUCUCAUGUUUUCCUGUUACCCUAAAACAGUGGAAGGAAACUGGGUGUUUGGUAGACUUCUAAAUCAUGGUCUCUGACGAUUUGAAUCUGAGAUUCUCACCUCCAUUUACUAAAGAAUCAUGACUUAAUUCAGAUUGCACAGUAAUCAGUAAAGUGAAUACGUUUUUAAAAUGGAAUUUUCUCCCUUCAGUGAGCACUCAUUAAGGAGUGAAGCUGAGUAUUUUAAGAUAGAGUGAGAUCUGUGAGUGAUUGAAAGUUGAUAUUUAGAAACUUGGAUUUCAUUCCAGUGUCAGGUUUGGGUUUUAAGUUCCUUUGGUCCGGGGAAGGGUCCAAGCAGCCACAGUUGCCCUAAAUCACCAUCAUUAAGUCUUCCAGCAAGGUUAAGUGCGGUAUGGAAGGAGAAGGGGGAAGAGGACGGUAACAGCCCCGCACUCCAGGCUGAGAAAGAGUAAUUAGGAGUCCUGAGGAGGGGCCGAGGAAAGGCUGUUGGGGUGUGCUGGGGUUGGUACCCGAGCACCUUCCCCUCACCUCAACCAGAGAAGAGCAUCCGGCUGCUUUUUAAAGCUUUUAGCCUGCCCUAGCGAGGACAAAGCAUGUUAGAUUAGAGAUGCUUCUGCUGAUCGCAGGGGUUCUUAUUUGAAAACGUCUAUGAGGGGGGUGGGGUGGGAGGAGACAGGUUGUGGUUAUGCAGGAAAAUCUUGUCCUAAAAAUAUAUGAGUUUGGGGGUAAGGGGUGGGAUAGCCAAGCAAAAUCAGUAAUUAUUUUAAAAUGAACAUACAUAUUUUUAUUAACUUUUAGUUAAAUACAGAUUUUACAACGAGGUCAGCAUAAGCCUAAAUCUAUAUAGAGAGCUAACUCAGGCAUUGUCUUGUUUAUUUGUAGACUGGAUUAAAAACAACCUGUCCUGUUUUGUCACUUCCCAGCUUCUUCGUUUAGAAUAAGUUAGACCAAAAGAAGAAACGUGCUUGUCUCUGUAUACCCGCAGAAUGAAGUUACUGUUGUUAAAACUGGAUUUUUUCAUUUUACUAGGUUCCGAAGAGUCCAGAUGCUUGGUAGAUGUUCAAUACGUGAUUUUUUUUAAUUGAAUGUGUUCAUUUAAAAUCCUCCUUAACAUUUCUAGAAAGACUUCUUUCAAUAAAUAAUGGAAUCUUAGAGGAAAAGUGGUUUCUUAAAAGCUAGGGAACUCCUCCACUAAAAGUAACCAUUGGAAACCUCGAAUGAGGGCUAAAGUUUUAAUCAUAAGAGAAAAGGCAGCAUAAUGAAAUGUGUACACAUACAUAGUCAGUGGUCCAUUUUAGGAAGCCAGUGGCAUCUGAUAAAGAAAUGUUAAGAGUAGCGAGGUUGGGGAAGGAAAUUGUGGGGAUUUGUAAUAUUCUCUUUAUGUUGUUUCUCUUCUGAGUCAUGGUAAAACAAUAAAUUAUCAUCUCUAGGUGGCA